GAGGAUACUAUGGAUGAGGACACUGAGGACAUCAGGGUCCUGGAGAGGGCCGUCCAGGGGCAUCAGGAGUCCCUACAGAGCGAGAACGUCCCCGGGGAGAUGGAGGGGGAGCAGACCUGGCCCACAGAGGAGGAGAUGGCCGAGGCUGAAGCUGCUUUAAAGGCUAAGACAAAACUGGUGAAGAGGGUUCCUAAAGGGACAUCAGAAUAUCAGGCCUCCUGGAUUGUGGACAGCGAGGAAGAGGAGAUAAAUGAUGAUGAUGAGAGUGAUGACAGUGAUGAGGAUAUGGAGGAAGAAGACAUGAUGGCCGUUGAUGCCUCGGGGUCAGAAUCAGGAGAGGAAGUGGAGUAUGACACAUUGACAGUAACAGAGGCUGGAGAUGUGGCUAAUUAUGACCAGACAAUAGACAUGGAUGAAGAAGAGAGAAUACUGGAGAAAAUCAAAGAAGAGAGAAGUCAUGUUAUGUUUCCCGAUGAAAUUGACACCCCAAGAGAGAAGGAUGCAAGAGAUCGAUUUCAGAGGUAUCGGGGGUUGAAGAGUUUCAGAACCUCCCCUUGGGAUCCUAAAGAAAAUCUCCCCUCGGACUACGCCAGGAUUUUCCAAUUUAAAGAUUUCAAAAGGACAAAGAAGAGGAUUUUGAAGAAUUUAGAAGACGAGGGAGUCAUGAGUGGCUGGUAUAUACAAAUCCAUAUUUCCAAUGUGCCAAAAGAUUUUAUAACAUCCUAUAAACCUGGCACACCUGUUGUGAUUUUUGGCCUGCUGCCACAUGAACACAAGAUGUCUGUUCUUAACUUCCUGUUGAGGCGGGUACCAGAAUACAGGCCACCAAUCAAGUCCAAGGACAGGUUUAUCUUCCAUGUUGGAUUUCGGAGAUACUCUGCAUGUCCGAUUUUCUCACAGCACACAAAUGCUAACAAACACAAGUUUGAAAGGUUUUUUGCCCAUGAUACCGUCACCAUGGCUACCAUUUUUGCGCCAAUAUCUUUUCCUCCAUGUCCUGUCCUAGUGUUUAAAGAACAACAUGAUGGUCAGCAUGAGUUAGUAGCUACGGGAAGCUUACACUCGGUAGAUCCCGACAGAAUCAUCACCAAACGUAUCGUACUCAGUGGCCAUCCCUUCAAAAUCAACAAACGGUCAGCUGUCGUCAGAUACAUGUUCUUCAACAGAGAGGAUAUUGAGUGGUUCAAACCUGUGGAACUCCGCACGAAAUGGGGAAGAAGAGGCCACAUCAGGGAACCUCUAGGAACCCAUGGUCACAUGAAGUGUGUGUUUGAUGGACAUCUGAAAUCGCAGGACACAGUGUUGAUGAACUUGUACAAGAGAAUGUUUCCAAAAUGGUCCUACAAUCCCACGGUACUAAACCCACCUCCAAUGCUGGAGAGUUCUAAUGCUAUGACAGCUGAACCAUCAGGCUAUCAGUUGUUUGAUGACUAGAUACUUAUGCUUAUAUUUGUUUUAAUAAAGGCUCAAAAAUU
Molecule: messenger RNA, 1475 nt
Organism: Saccostrea cuccullata (small rock oyster)
Lineage: Eukaryota; Metazoa; Mollusca; Bivalvia; Ostreida; Ostreidae
Product: pre-rRNA-processing protein TSR1 homolog
Exons: 12
Biological process (GO): ribosome biogenesis; maturation of SSU-rRNA from tricistronic rRNA transcript (SSU-rRNA, 5.8S rRNA, LSU-rRNA); endonucleolytic cleavage of tricistronic rRNA transcript (SSU-rRNA, 5.8S rRNA, LSU-rRNA)
Cellular component (GO): preribosome, small subunit precursor
Molecular function (GO): U3 snoRNA binding; GTPase activity; GTP binding
Source: RefSeq, a predicted model, not a curated record